Molecule: messenger RNA, 867 nt
Organism: Argiope bruennichi
Lineage: Eukaryota; Metazoa; Arthropoda; Arachnida; Araneae; Araneidae
Product: small proline-rich protein 2H-like
Exons: 3
Coding region: 131-667 (178 amino acids)
Source: RefSeq, a predicted model, not a curated record
UGGCAUUUCCGUGAGCAACUCCUAACCGCACCCGCGCAUUCUACGUCACGCAGAGAAAGAAGAAAUUAAUUGUAUAAAUAAGCAGUUUUGCCUUUUCGAAAUACAUAUUUGCUUUAAGUCUAUUGCAGCUAUGAUAUUCUUUGCGGCUUUCUGUGCUUUCGCUACGGUUUUGGAAUUGGGAGAUGGAUUUGCAAGUGCCCAGGGUAUUGCUUGCUCUCCUCCAAAGUGUGACCCUCCUUGCACCAUGAACUACUCCACACAGCCAUGCCCCAGCUGUGAAUGCGAUGACAACCCACCACCCAUGAUCAUGUGCUCUCCACCAAAAUGCGAUUUUCCAUGCAAAAUGAAUUAUUCCACACAGCCCUGCCCAAGCUGCGAAUGCAACAAUGAGCAGUCCAGGGUGAGAUGCAGUCCACCUAGAUGCGAUGCCCCUUGUACAAUGAACUACAAGACGAAGCCAUGUCCGAGUUGCCAGUGCCCCAUGGUCCAGUGUUCCCUGCCUGAAUGCAAUUCACCCUGUGAAAUGAAUUUUAACUCCUCGCCAUGUCCAAGCUGUCGUUGUCCUGGUCAGAUGCCUGUGCAAUGUCCUGCACCAAAGUGCAUGCCUGGCACUUCUCUCUUCUAUGUCCCAUCGAGAGCAUGUCCAGUUUGUAAAAGAAGUGCUUGAAACUUCAAUCCUGUAAGAACUUCAUUAUCGGCAUGCAGAAAGCGAGAAGAAAGCUGGAAAUGGAUCUUGCAGGAUACAUGAUAUCGUUUGAAAUUUUUUUAAUAAAGCAUAUUUUUUCUUAAAAUCAUUACACAUUUCAUAUUUCUCUUUUUUUAUUCUUUUGCCGAAUUUUAAUAAACUUUUUCUAUGUGAAAAAUAAA